CUUUGUAUUUGUGAGAAGAGGGAAUAAUAUAUAUACAUAUAGAUAUAUAGAAUAGUAUAUUGCAAGGUCAAAAUUCUUCAAACGGGAAGGCUCAACCAGGGAAAGGGAUCAAAAUUCUUCAUCUCUCUCUCUCUCUCUCUCUCUCUCUGUUCUCUACACUCUCUUCUAUGGCCCCAAACAAACUCAAUUCCUCGGGAAAUACAAGUAUGUCAUGUUCACAGGCUGAGAAUGGUUUUGUCAAUUCCUUUUCUCUCUUCCCUGAGAAAGAAGUGCAAGAGCUUCUUCAAGCUCCAAUCCAGGGGUCAGAUGACCAUCUUAUAGAGUUCUCUGAAGCUUUAAGAACUGUCGCGAAGGCCCUCAGGCGAGUUGCCGAAGGAAAAGCUUCUGCUCAAGCUGAGGCUGCUGAAUGGAAACGUAAAUAUGAGUUGGAGAGGGCACGGAAUCUGAAGUUUGAACACACAGAGAAAUCAUGUCUAGAGCAUCAGACUGAUCUUGAUGAUGUGAGGUCAAAUAACCCUGCCAAACAACCAACAUUAUAUAAUGAAGCUAAUGGACAGUCUGAAAGAUGUUGUUCAAGGAAUGGUAUUUGCUCCCACGAGGUUCUUAGGGAUGGAACACCUGAUUCUGAUUCCAAGAUGGUCAGAAAGGCUUCAUUUAAACUUUCAUGGUGCUGUAAAGGUGAGCAAAGUGAUCAGCACAAACAUGAUGUUGUCUCUUUUGAAAGAGGAAAUAUAACUACUGCAGAGCGCAGUAGUAAGCAGAUCUCUUUGAAGUGGGAGUCAUGCCCACAAACAGUGCUCAUAUUGACCAAACCAAAUUCAGUUUCAGUUCAAAUUCUAUGUGCUGAAAUGAUUAGAUGGUUGAGGCAGCAAAAGAAACUACACAUCUAUGUGGAACCUCGUGUCAAGGUGGAACUUUUGACAGAGUCAUCACACUAUAACUUUGUAGAAACUUGGAAUGAUGAUAAGGAAAUUUUGAUGCUGCACACUAAAGUUGACCUUGUGAUAACUCUUGGUGGAGAUGGCACUGUUCUAUGGGCAGCAUCUAUGUUCAAAGGGCCAGUGCCUCCUAUUGUCCCCUUUUCUUUAGGCUCUCUUGGCUUUAUGACCCCUUUCUACAGUGAACAUUACAAAGAAUACCUUGAAUCAAUUUUAAAGGGCCCCAUUAGUAUCACAUUACGACACCGUUUGCUAUGUCAUGUUAUACGAGAUGCAGCUAAAAAUGAUUAUGAAACUGAAGAAUCAAUGCUUGUUCUAAAUGAGGUUACUAUUGAUCGUGGAAUAUCAUCUUUCCUAACAAAUUUGGAAUGCUACUGUGACAACUCCUUCGUCACAUGUGUGCAAGGGGAUGGAUUAAUCUUAUCUACAACAUCUGGUAGUACAGCAUAUUCUUUAGCAGCUGGAGGAUCAAUGGUCCAUCCACAGGUUCCAGGUAUCUUAUUCACACCAAUUUGCCCGCAUUCCCUAUCUUUUAGGCCAUUGAUAUUUCCGGAGCAUGUCACUUUGAGGGUGCAAGUACCAUUCAAUAGCAGAAGCCCUGCAUGGGCAUCAUUUGAUGGCAAAGACAGGAAGCAGUUAGCACCGGGAGAUGCACUAGUGUGCAGCAUGGCACCUUGGCCUGUUCCUACAGCUUGUCUUGUUGAUUCUACCAAUGAUUUCUUGCGCAGUAUUCAUGAGGGUCUCCACUGGAAUUUGAGAAAGACACAAUCAUUUGAUGGCCCCCGGGAAACAUGACAUCUUCCUAUCCUUCUUUCUUAGUAGGAUGCCUUUAGAAGCUUAGAGCAAAUAUAGUUGGAAACUGACUAGUCAUUUCUCAAGAUAAAAAACAGGGUGUUACAGAAAAUCUAGAAACAAAACAAUUUAGCGUAGUUUUCUUCCUUGUAUUGUAUGAAUAGCCACUGUAGUUUUAAUUUAUUACACAGCUAAUGGCCACCGAUGAUGAAGAAAAAUGUAAAGCUUGAGUCGUGAGAUUAUUAUAUUACAAUAUAAUGUAAGAUCUGAAUACAGCUGGGAAACUACACUUUAUUAUAUUUACAAUAACUUUUACGAU
This is a messenger RNA of Abrus precatorius (Indian licorice), 2049 nucleotides long. Its product is annotated as NAD(H) kinase 1. Gene Ontology annotation, biological process: NAD+ metabolic process; NADP+ biosynthetic process. Bases 168 to 1733 code for a protein of 521 amino acids. The record is from RefSeq and is a predicted model, not a curated record. Gene Ontology annotation, molecular function: NAD+ kinase activity. The transcript has 11 exons. NCBI's taxonomy places the organism in Eukaryota, Viridiplantae, Streptophyta, Magnoliopsida, Fabales, Fabaceae.